AUGCCUGAACGGCUCUCCUCACCAAAUGAACCACUUGAUACAGGCACCACCACCAGGUACUACGAUGCGGAGCCAACUUCUCCGUAUAGCCAAAUGGCCAUUCUACCAGAAGAAAAGGAGUUGAUUCAGCAAAUUGCCCGUCGUGUGCCCGUCCUACCAAUCAUUGCCAGGGCGGAUGAGCUGACGGAGAGCCGCCUGGAAGCUAUCCAGGAGUGCGUGAAGAGGGAACUUCAAGGAAGCACGGAAGCAUUACUCAAGACUCUACUGGAGGAUUCGCGCACGCGUAGCUCGGCCGACGAACCCAUGAUGGAAUCAGCUCCACGACAACAAGAUAGGAUAGCUCCAGCAAUUAUGUUACCAGAAUCGUACCAUCAUGGAGAUGGGGCUGGUCGAGCCACCACUAGACCCUCAAAGGAAGCAUAUGCGGAGAGAUUUCGCGCGGAAGUGGGCGAGGGGUGGCCCCUGGAUGAAAACUCGAUUCAGGAUAGCCGGAAGGACCUCGUUCGGUCGUAUCGCUGGGGUACAAUAAACGUCUUGGACGCGAAGUGCUCAGACUUUCUGCCACUCCGAACCGUCUUGUUGCAUCCAAGAAUCCGAGAACUGCGUGACCUUGUCAUGGAACGAUAUCUGCCAGUAUAUCUCGCCGACAUACAAGCCCCACCAUCAAAGGAGACAACUGUUCCACGGCAUCGCCAGGAGCCAUCUUCUGGCUCAUCGUUUGCUGCACCGUAUUCACCUCUAUCCUUGGCCCAUACGCCUGGAUUGCCACCUUCUCCAACGGCACCAUUCCCUCAGCCCAGAUCUCGUUCAUCGCUCACCUCGCACACUACGGGCCCUACUCGUGGUACGCAUCAAGAAGAGCCCGCACCAGUCGUCUCUCCGGCACUCGUCACACCUUCUGCUCGUUCUUAUCCAUCGCGUGGCAGUAUCCAGUUCGCGGUCCCAUACUCGUACAAGCCCUCGGCACCUUUGCCACCAGGACAGGCUUCAUCCUCAUCUAGUGGGUUUGUCGGCGGACCACCAGUUACCACACCCUCGGUUCCAAUCAGAUGGGCGGAUCAGACUACACCCUUGGGUCGAAGGGGGAGUGGGAAGAAGUUAUAUGUUUCAGGUGCAUCGUCUCCCGUCCUCACUGCGCCAGCGCCCAUGCAGAGUACUUCGAAUCCAGUCUAUCAAGCAAGAUUGACAGCCAAAUCUCUGAUGGGGAACCCAGAAGCCACUCUUGAACAGUCAGCUUCUUCAGGUACAUCAGCACUCACUACUGGAGUACCCAACGUUGCCCCACAGACUGGUUCAAUUUACCCGGCAAAGUCACGGACAGGUCGCAAGAUCGCCGUGGCAUCACGCAAGCUUAAAUGCGAUGGUGUCCGGCCGGUGUGUGGACAAUGCAGUCGACGUGGCGUUCCAUGUGCAUAUGAAAUGACUGUGAAGAAGCGAGGAAUGGGGAAGAUGACGCUCGCGGCUACAGCCGUUGAAGCUGCCGAUAGCGGCGACGGGAGCGGUGUAACACCCCCGACAUCAAGCAUACCCCCCGCUUCUGCUGCGGAGACAACGCGAGUUCUUCCCAGUGGCUCGAAGCAAAUACAGUGGCGCAUAGACGUGCGUGGAUCCGAUCCUUCGACUCUCACUUCUGUGGGCAACGUCGGCCCUGCUCUGCCAGGAGGUACCACUGAAAGCACGCAACCUCAGUCGCCGCUAGCAGCUGAUCUUCAAGCGGUACUGCUCUCCGAGAUUCCCUCUCGAGGGUAUGCGUGUCAAUUCUGCCGCGCGCGGAAGACGCGAUGCGAUGGUACGCUUCCCAAAUGCUCUAAUUGCGCAAAGAGGGGUCAAGCUUGCGUCUACCCGCCUUCGUAUUUCCACGCUGCGUCGGCGUCUGGUGAACAUAUCGCCUUUACUUCUUCAUCUGGAUCAAGUGAUCAGCAAAAACCGCCGACAGAUCCUCUGCAAUCCUCUGGGUCGGCAGCGACAGCGGUGUCCAAUCCGACGCCUCGUUUAGGCACAAGUGGGGUUUCGUUGCCUCCCCUUAGUUCACUUCCCUUGGAUCAGCCGCUUCGGGAACGAUCUUCGUCCUCCCAGUCGACUUCAACGUCGUAUUGGCCUGGCCGAGCUGGAAAUGUAUCUGGCACGCUCUUGCCCUCCCGACAGCCUCCGCUUUCUCCCUUGAGCACGUCGCGUCCAUUCCCGUCAUAUGGAAGGUCGACUGAUCGAGGUCCAGACUCGCGAAUGGCUACUUCCAGCUCUCGAACGAGUACAUUGUCUCGACCUCCGCUCCUCAUCUCGACGUCACCUACCGCCCCUGCUCUACCUCCGAGUGGUUCGAAUAUCUCGCCUUUGACACUUAGUCAGAGCACACCUUUUGCGAUCCCAUUCCCCCGCCGUGACUCUGGCGAGCAGCAAGGGCCUAUAGGGUUGAUGAGAAGGCCAAGCACAGCUGAAUCCGCGAGCCAAAGCUACACGUGGCGGGAUCGUAGCUCGGUGAGCUCGUCAUCUACACGCGGUGGAGGACCGUAUGGAAUGGGUGGAGAAAGAAAACGCAAGGCCAGCGGUUCAGAGGGUGGUCAGGACAAGGAAGACGAGGAGGAUGCCUCGGCUCCCUCGCCCCCAAAGCGAAGGAGAAUCUCUGGUGAUGAGCCUUCUUUGAUAGGAGAAAGAAGAUCGUCCAACGAUGAAACCAGGAAAUAG
Messenger RNA from Serendipita indica DSM 11827, 2682 nucleotides. Lineage: Eukaryota; Fungi; Basidiomycota; Agaricomycetes; Sebacinales; Serendipitaceae. The record is from the annotation of a GenBank genome assembly.